Gongylonema pulchrum is the source of this 306-nucleotide messenger RNA. NCBI's taxonomy places the organism in Eukaryota, Metazoa, Nematoda, Chromadorea, Rhabditida, Gongylonematidae. The record is from the annotation of a GenBank genome assembly.
AUGCUGUUGAUCUCGUACGAUGAGGAAGAAGGGCCGCAGAUUUAUCGAGUGGAUCCAGCCGGAUAUUAUCGUGGAAUGCGUGGUGUUAGCGUUGGAGUGAAACAGCAACCGGCGAACAGUUUUUUGGAAAAGAAACUGAAGAAGAAAAACGAUUUCACUUACGAUGUUGCAGUGCAGCUGGCGCUUGAGUGUCUGCAAACGUCUUUAGGCGUCGAUUUAAAAGCUGCUGAAGUGGAAGUUGCUGUUGUUUCAAAGGACAAUCGAAAAUUCAGGUACAGUCCCAGUUCCAGUGCUGACAUGCUUUAA